CCAAAAGGCUUCAGGGGAGACGAGGAGCCGCUCCGAGCCCCACGGAAGUGGGGGGACGUCUCCGUCUCUAAGAGCGGGCUUUCCGCCUCUCGGGUCCCUUUCCCUCCUUCCUUCUCUUUAAGAGGGGCGAAAGAGGCACCUACCGCGGAGGGCACGACGGGCGAAAACACGCGAGUUGGCUGGCCGUCGGGAGUCGUCACCCCCUGAAAAAAGGUAGAAACAAAGCCCCCGGCGUGAAUUUGUGCUCUUCGUAAGUGGCAUGAUGUGUGAAAACUAUGAUGUGCUGCUAACAGUUUCUGUGCUGGAAGAAGAGAAAGAAACUGAACCACAAACAGAUCUUAAGGGAAGUCUAACUGGAGGGCAGUAUCGUCCACGAAGACUCCUUCCAAAUCCAAAUAGUCGGCCUUUGUAGUGUGUGGGCGAAAGGGGAAGGCAGCCCGCAGGCUGGGACGGACGCCUUGAUACGAAACUCUUCUUCGGGUUAUUAUAACCGUCGAAGCCCUUCGGGGAAAGGGCGCCGGAGUGGCCGAGUAAACGGGCUUCGAAGGGGACCGUGGCUCUCGAAGGUCCGUACGCGUUGAGCGGGCGAGGGGGCAAAACUACAGUACCCAGCAUGCACCCCGAGAAUUUUCUUUAUUUAUUUCAUUUUUUUUAAUGGUGAUGGGCAGAGACUGCAACGGACGCUCAGCAUUCGUUGAGAUGCUACAAAUAGAGCCGGGUUGGCUCGUCGAAAGAUCAGCGAGCUGCCCCCCCCCCGGGAAAGAAACCUUGAGGAAAAAGAGGUUAGCGGCUGAGAGAGUUGGCCAGUUGGUGAGGCAUCCCUGGGGGAAGAACAGACAUUGAACCUUGAACAUGUCCAAAAGAUACAAAAAGAAAUCCAGUGAGAAGGAUGAUGAUUCAGAGGACAAGAAACCUGAGAAGGCAGAAUUGGGGAAGAGUAAAAAAAAUGAACAACUAAGUCAAAGGCUAAGAGAUAAUGUUGUGUGCACAAAACUGAAAAGGAGUCUUGAUCUCAAAGAGUCAACUAAAGAUUCAAAAGAUGUACACCACAUCUGUGAUAACUUAGCACCUCUGGAGGAACGUGAAAAGAUUAGUGUUUAUUUUAAAAAUAAGGCUAAACAUGUUGGGAAGAGAAGUAAUGUGGAUUCUGUAGCAGCUUUCCCUAGCAAGGAAGAGUUUGACACAACUUUUAAAAGAAAGAAAAAGGAGUUGCAAGACUUGUGGAUCCUGAACAGCAGGGAAAAGUACAAAAAGAAGGACAAAGUGGAGCACAAGAAACUAAAAGAAAAAAUUAAGAAACAUGUAUUAGUGGAGUUCAAGGACACUCUUCACCCUACAGACUGUUCUUUGGUUCAUAAGAAAAAGGCUUUGGACUCCUAUUAUUGUAUCAGAAAACAUAGUACUUCAAAAGAGCUGAAUGCCUCAGCUUUUAAUUUCUCAGGUCCUAAAAUGCACAUACAGAAUAGCAGAGAAGAGACUUAUGAAAGAGCCAAGCAUAGUUCAUUAGAGCAACCUAGCAAAAAUGAGAAAGAGAUGAAAUGUCAACCUUUGUGUCACACGAUCGAACAACCCAAACCCUGGAGGGACAAACAGAAAGAGGAAUGGCGUACUGACACAGCCAAGAACACUGAUCAUGUGCCGAUCCAAGAAUUCACGUUCAAGCCUGUUACAUUUAGGAGAAGUCAGAGCUCUGAAGCCUUGACUCUCUCUUCCUUUGGAGCCACUGGAAGUACUGAUGCAGAUGAAGAGAUGCAGAUUGUAGAAGAUUUACAUGCUGCUCGCAAUGACAAAAAGAUAGUUCUGCCUGUGGUGCAGACUUGUGGAGAGCUGACCAGCAUGGAGAUAGAUCUUCCAGAUGAAGAGUCGAAUCUGUUUUCUAAAACUCAUGCUGGCCUAAAUGCGUUGAUUGUGAUUGAUACUAAUAUAAUGAUCAGUCAUCUAGAGUUCGUAAAGUCUUUGAAGAACAGAGAUAUCCCAGGUAUUGGGAGAUUUGUGCUUGUCAUUCCUUGGGUUGUUUUGCAAGAACUUGACAACUUAAAGAGAGGGAAAAUGCUGGCAAAUGUUGGGGAAAAAGCAAUUCCUGCCGUUCACUUCAUUUAUAUGUGCCUUAAAAACCAAGAUCCAAAGUUGUGGGGACAAUCCAUGCAACUGGCUUCGCAGAAAACAUAUAAUUUUGUUAUUGAGAACAAUGAUGAUCGUGUCUUGCAAUGCUGCCUGCAGUAUAGGAACCUCUUUCCACAAGCUGAAGUUGUACUGUUGACGGAUGAUAAAAACCUGUGUAACAAAGCCCUGGUGAGUGAAGUAAAAGCGUUUACAAAAGUAGACUUUGUUACUAUGCUCCAGAAGCUGGCUCCAAAGACUGCAUUUAAGAGCCAAUAUGUUUUCAGUGGCCAGCCACAAUCAGAAAAAGAUACAGAGUCCCAGAAAACUGAGGAGGUAAUGACUGAUCAAAUUUCAGGAAUUAUUUUUGACACAAAAAAAUGUUUGGGGGAAGUUUUAUCUUGUAUACUGGAAACAGAGCUGAAGAUUGCUUAUGGAGAAGACCUUUGGAAAGAGGUUGUCUAUCGUAAGCCCCCGUGGACAUUAGCAAACUUACUAGAGUGUUACAAAAAGCACUGGAUGGCUGUUUUUGGACUGAUUAUAGCAAGAAACUUUUUUUCAACUAUUGAAUAUCUAUAUGCAGAACUCUGUAAAUCUAAAGUAAUAACACAUUCAAAUGUGAAGAAAGUGCUCCAGAAAUCCAAAAUGCUGUUGGAGACCUUUUGUCCAAGGUCAAACUAUGAUGGUGCCCUUGCACGGGCCUUGGAUCAAGUGAAGAAACUACUUGAGGCACUAGAGAAGUUCCAGUCAGGUACUGGAGCAAAUUCUUCAGACACCUUCAAAUCUACGUCUGGAGAUUCUGCUUGUGAAAAAAUGGAAGAUGUGAUUUUGACCCAAGAGAUUCAGGUGGGAGAUAAGUCACCGGCAUCAGAGCCUUUAGCUGAAGGGAAUAAGCACAUGGAAAUCUGGGCAGUCCUUCAGACUGUUUGGGACACAGUAAACCAAUUCAGUCUUGAGGUUUUCCAGAAGCUGGAUCGUAGUGCAAUAACCAACUCUCAGAAUAUGACUGCAGUCAAAGAAGCCUUGGAGGGUCUGCAGAAAUUAAUGGCAGCAGUCAGUGAAAUCCUUUCAGGAAUUCGGCAAGUUUUAGUGCCAAACAGUAGCUUUCACAAUGUUUGGGCCCUCUAUACAUUCUUGACACGCAGUGAGAUAUAUAACAUAACAUUCACUGCUGAGGAGCUUUAUGACUGCAUUUCCCAGGAGAUAUACAGGAAUCGGUUAUUGGUUGGAUACAACCAGCUAGCCCAGCUGGAACACACAAUAAAACAGCAGUAUGAAUCUGUGUGCUUUGAAAUCAAGAGCAGGGGAUGGCUCUAGUUCUGCAGUCAACUGAACCUUCUGAAGAGAGGGUGGAAUUUUUCAGCAGGUACAAGAAUCCUGCGGUCCAGCAGAAGAGAAAUCAACAGCGUGCUGGAGCCUAGGUGUCUGUAACAGCAUUCCUUUUCCUCUUGGCAGCCAUAGCUGAAAGCCAAAUGGUCAUUAUGUUAAAAUACAUAGUUUGGCCUUGGAUGUUUGUGUGGCUAUGUGUAAAGGGCAGCUGCUUGGGAGGAGGGCAGUUCACCACUGGGAAAGGAAGCAUUAAAAAAAAAUAUCCCCAAAGCUGUUGGGGAGCUUCCUCCAAAUGAAAGUAACAGUUCUAGGUGGAACCCUGGAGUGAAACCCCCUCCCCUGAUUAUGAUUCUCCCUUUUCUCUUGCUCCUGUUUAAAUAAAAAGCAAACAAACAUGCAGGGUUAAAGCUAUGCACUGAACAUCAUGUGCACUUUUCUUCCUGCACAGUAAGAGUAGCAGAAAUUUAGCAUGACAAUGCUGAUGGUUACUGCUUGCUAAUUUCCUAAUAACACUUGUGUUGUUGCCUACCAUUCAGAAAAUCCCCCUUGAUAAUGUCCCUCUAUUGAUGAGGCAAGGAAGAACUCAAUUUGCAGUGGUGAGAAGGUCUUGAUAGAUAAUAUCACUACGUCUGUUUUGCAUCCCCUCUGAAAACGCAAAGCACAGCUAUACUGUGGAGGGGGAAGAAAAAGAAAGCUCAUGGGAUUUUCAGGAGAUGUGGUUAGUCCCAUUGUAGAUGCAAUGUCUUGAAGGGAAAUGUGAGCUUUCUUUAAUGAUGGGGCUACUUGGGAAAGGAACAGUGGAAAAUACAGCAACUGGCUUAUAUGCAGCAAGAUGUCAGCUACCGGGGAACAAGAACACUGCAAGGGGAAAGAGGGGUUAGAUCCCACAGCAGAAGAAACCCUGAGGGGAAGAACUACUUAGGAGAGGUAGGGGACUGUGGGAAAGUCCAGCAUUUGUAGAGGCAAUGACAAUCUACUUCUCUCAUCUACAGGGCAGCACUCUUCACUACAGAUAGGCAGACAUAUUGAAGCUUAUGAUGGAGCCCUUGUGCUCUGACUGAGGCAUAUGCCUUUCCGAACUCCACUCAAUCUUUUCUUCCUUACACUGGCCUAAUUCACUAUUAGUGCUUUUUAUGGGGGAGAAAAUAUACUUGGGACAGAAAUGGAAAUGAUGCUAUCAUUUGGGGUGAUGCACCUGCCCAUGAAGAAGUUUUAUGGUUGCUGCAACUUUUAUUUUAUAGUUGCUAUAAUCUAUGGAACACAAUUAUACUGUUAAAAGUUACACCUGUGAUCUUUGGUGAAUUAUCUUUGCCUGUCCAGCUUAAUUUGCUGUAUUUGCAAACCAUUGACUGGGAUCCUGUUGUGCAGUUGGAUACGUGCAGUGGGAAUGACGUUUUCAGUAGCAGCAAUUUGCUGCCGAUUAAAGUCUUCUUUUGGUGAGUUUCAAGUGCACAUGAUUGAUACUCAAUGCAGUGAACUCCUGUGCACCCUGGAAUUGCAAUUUGCUGCUUCCAAUGAUAUAAUUCCUGUAGUGCCACUUUGCAUACAGAGCUGUGCACCAGGACUUGAGCCUAUGAAGAUUUGUUGCAGCAAAAUAAAAAUUCUGAGCAGAUGCACAGGGUAGUCGCGUUAUCUUCACUUGUGCAGAAGUAGUUAGAUGUUCAUAUUUUACAGGCACUCCUUGUUUACAAUAGUAAUGUCCCUGCCUAUUUCUGAAGAUGAUUCUAAACUUAUCUUGCCAGUGGGGAAAGGGGAAUAUGGUUUAAUUAAUUUAUGAAAGUGGGGAAAGGUUUUGUACCUUUUUGUAAGCAAUAAGACCAUCUUUUUUGUGUUUAUUGAUUAACUAUUGUUUAACUAUUAAUUAUUGUUAAUAUUUUAUUGCUGAUGUUUUAACUUUUUCCCCAAGUGAGGAUUCAUUCCAUGAUGCAAAUAUUUGUUUAAAAGCAUAUUUUA
Pogona vitticeps (central bearded dragon) is the source of this 5382-nucleotide messenger RNA. The record is from RefSeq and is a predicted model, not a curated record. NCBI's taxonomy places the organism in Eukaryota, Metazoa, Chordata, Lepidosauria, Squamata, Agamidae.